Colletes gigas is the source of this 886-nucleotide messenger RNA. RefSeq lists its product as uncharacterized. The transcript is spliced from 3 exons. NCBI's taxonomy places the organism in Eukaryota, Metazoa, Arthropoda, Insecta, Hymenoptera, Colletidae. The record is from RefSeq and is a predicted model, not a curated record. Bases 274 to 828 code for a protein of 184 amino acids.
UUUUGCAAUGUCUGUAAACGUGUACGAUCUUAGAGAAAACAAGAAUUACCUCAAAUCGCUGCAGGGAUGUAUUACCCACCAAAACGAAGAACGCCCAUGCCUCCUUUUUUCAAAAGCAACAGCAGCAUAACUACGUAAAAAGUUACGUGUCAGCGGAUGAUUCACAGAAACUAGAAUGAGCUUUUGGAAAUCUCGUUUCCAACGAAUAUAAAACUUUGCAUUCGGCGGUAAUUUUGGUAAAUUACUCUCGGACGUCUUCGAUAAUUCGCAGGCAUGAACGUUCAAUCGCCUCUUCGACAACCUUUUGAUCAUGUGAAACGAAAUGCUUUAUGCUUCCGAGAGACCUUAAUAAUUUGUUCAAAAGAUGAGUCUAUGAAGGACAUAAAGCCGAUAGGCGGUUAUUGCAUUCUGGUAGAAUCCAUUGGGCCACAAGCCUGUGAAUUUUUAGUGCACAUACAAUCUUCAAUGUCCGUUAACGGUCACUUUGGCGGAUCGAAAGUUAUCAGCUCAGCAACGUCGAAAUUCCACUGUCUGGAAGAAAAAAGAACAGAAUUCAUGUACGAAAACGCUGAACUACAUGAAAAAACGAUUUACAUAGGUAUGGAAGACAAUUUCUUUCAUGUAAAACUGACGCGCACCUGUCCAUGCGAUAAGUCUACAGAAACCAAGAACAUAUCUUUUCAUUGUAACGACCGGCUAAUAAGCGAAGGAGUAAAUAUAUUGUUGAUGCGGUAUUUAGCGCUUAUAAAUUAUGAUGGAACGUUAUCGUUUGAGAGUAUUACUAUAGAUGGAGAUCUUGCUGCCUCUAGUUAUGUAAGAAAAUAUUAAAUAUUUCCUACUUUCUAAUGAAUUCAAGUAAAAAACGAUUUUCUUUUACAGGUAUGUA